AUUUCAACCGCGCGCUAUUUCAUGACGUGAUGAAACCAUCAGCACCAACAGUCUGCCCUGAUCAUUUUCUCCCUAAUAUCUACUGUUUCCAUUGUUUGAUAUUUUAGGAUAGAUGGGACCACAUGUGCUCUGGGAUUUGUCUAAGGUGUUUACAAUACAUCGAAAGGGUUAGGGUUCAGAGGCCAGUAGUGGAGACUGUGUGUCUGACACCACUGUCCUCCAGGCUCCUGGACACCUGCCUGCCUCAGGAGGAGGCAGGAUGUGAUGUCACAGUGGCGCUCCCUUCUUCUUCCUGUCCAGCGGUGUGUGUGAGAGCGGUGGAGGCUCCGCCCACACGGCGAGCAGACGAACAGGAGAGAUGUUUGAGGUGAAACCCCGUGGCGUGGAGAAGAAGGGCGGAAGCACAGAGACUGAUGACACCAGUAGCAGCAGUAAGCAGUGUGGUGGAGGGGGGUCGAUGGGCUCCCAGGGGUCAGAGUCUCUGUACCUGUAUGACAGCCAGGACUGGGUGAUCUCUCCCAUCUGCUCCCCUGAAGAGGAGCCCUGCCCCACCACCAUCUCCCCCAUGCUGGCCGAGGAUACCUUCACAUACAUGACUUAUCUUUCCCUGGAUCCCUCUUCCUACUCUCACCCUGGCUCCCGAGUCCUCAGUGCUGAUAGGGUGGAGCAGAUGACCAAGACCUACAAUGACAUUGAGGUUGUCACACAUCUAUUGGCUGAGCGGGACCGGGACUUGGAGCUGGCCGCUCGGAUUGGUCAGUCUCUGCUUCAGAGGAACCACCUGCUCCAGGAACGCAAUGAGUCUGUGGAGGAACAGCUAGCACAGGCCCUGGACCAGGUGCACCAGCUACAACAUGAGCUGGGGAAAAAGGAUGAGUUGCUGAGGAUGGUGGCCAGCGCUUCGGAGGAGAGUGAGACUGAUUCCAGCUGCUCAACGCCGCUGCACCCCCGCCAACCCCUAGCGCCAGCUGUGGCCCUCAGCCAGCUGGAGGCCCUGCAGGGGAAAAUGUCUGAUCUGGAAGAGGAGAACCUGGCCCUACGCUCUGAGGCCCGUCAUCUGAAGACGGAGACCAUCACCUACGAGGAGAAAGAACAACAGCUGGUCAGUGACUGUGUCAAGGAGCUACGCGAGUCCAACAGUCAGAUGGUGAACCUGACAGAGGAGCUGUCCCAUAAGAAUGAAGAGGUGAUGAGACACCAGGAGGAGAUUUCCCAGCUCCUCUCCCAGAUAGUAGAGCUCCAACACCGCGUCAAAGAGUUGGCCCUGGAGAAAGAGGAGCUGAGGAUUCACCUACAGGCCUCGAAAGAUGCCCAGAGAUCACUCACUGCAGAGCUGAAUGAGCUAGCGGACCGUAAUGUAGAGUGUGUGGGGAUGCUACAUGAGUCUCAGGAAGAGAUCAAGGAGCUGCGCAGUAAGAACACUCCGUCUGCAGGAAUGAGACGACACCUGCCCUAUGGACUCUUCCCCAUGGACUCCCUGGCAGCAGAGAUUGAGGGCACCAUGAGGAGAGAGCUGAGUGUCGAGGACGAGGUGGCUUUCCAGGAACAAAAGGUUUCCCAGAAGAGGGUGUUUCAGACUGUACGCGUGGUCAACGAGUCGGUAGAGCGAGCUGCGGCGAUGGCCACGCCCCCUAUCCCCGGCUCGGGAGGCAGCUGCCUGGUGAUGACGGCCCAGCCCUUCCUGUCCGCACAGGGGAUCGACCAAUCACACGGCGGCGCCAAUAGGGAGGAGGUCCCGCUCGGCAAGCCUGGCGCACCAGGAGGAAAUGACCUCGUGUCGGCGCUGCACCGCCUCUCCCUGCGGCGGCAGAAUUUCCUGUGCGAGCGGCAGUUCUUCCAGGCGGAACGCGAUAAGAAGCUGGAGGCCCUGGCCGGGGGAGCGGAAUCAGAUGUGGAGGGGAGUGGCUACAGCUCACCAAUGAGCAGCGUCAUGUCAUCCUUCACCAACCUAUCAGAGUUCUCGGUCUCGUCCAGCUGUUUUAAGACCUUCCUGCCUGAGAAGCUGCAGAUCGUCAAGCCCAUGGAGGGCUCUCUGACUCUGCACCACUGGCAGCAGCUGGCCAAGCCCCACCUGGGCACCAUCCUGGACCCCCACCCGGGCGUGGUCACCAAAGGCUUUCGGCCCCUCCCCCAUGAUGCUCUCGCCGACGCCGUCUACCGCCUCACCGACCUGGAGGAAGACGAAGAGGGAGGCGACGAAGAACAGACAUAUGACAUGAGAGGAAACGGAGGGAAGGAAGGGACAGACGCCUGGGAGAAGAGGAUGGAGGAGGAGGAGGAGGAGGAGGAGGAGGAAGGAGGGAUCACCUUCAAGGUGCAGUGCUCAUCAACACCGGAGGAGAACAGGGAGAGGAUUAGGGAGCGUUUGCCGUUGAACGGGCCACCGGUGUGUCCCGUGUCUCCCGUUUUCCUACCAGUACCAGGCUCUCCACAGCUCCCUCUAUUCCCGAUCACCUGUGACCUCCCUAUGACCUCUAAUGCCCCCUGUGACAUCAUCAGGAGCCCGGCUCUCUUGGCUCCGCCCGUCACAGUAACGUCCAUGGCUCCUGUCCAAUCCCAGAGCCUGACUGUCACCAGUCUUACCACUACUACAUCCUCGUCAGUUUAUAACCCGGGGAAAUGUCAGAGUUCAACGUCUUCCACCUACACCUUCACAACCUGCCGCAUCCUGCACCCCUCUGACAUCACCCAGGUUACCUCCAGUUCCCACUGUCAGUCUUCUGUCUCAGAGUACACUCCCAGCUCCAUGAGGACAGGCCCCAGCACCCCGGUGACCCCCUGCAGGCUAAGUUUGGGGGUGGACUCCUUCCCCCCUCGACGUCCCCCCGCCCCCUGUGGCCUGGCCAAGCUGGUCCUGGAGAGGGGCAUCUCUGCUUCCCUCUCCACUGCCGACGCCCCCCCUCCCUCUCACCUUAAAGCCCCACUCCCCCAGCGUCUCCUCCCCAGCACACCCCCCAACUCCCCGUCCCACUCGCCGACCCCCUCGCCUGUGCCCUUUGAGUCCCGCGCCUCUGCGCCAGCCACCUGUGACAACUUCCUGGCAUCGCGUCCGGCCGAGCUCUUCCUCCAGGAUGUGUAUGGGCUGAAGUUUGGCCGCACCCAUUGCCCCAACCUCCCCAGCCCUGACCCCGCCUCACAUAGCUUCAGCCACAGCCCCAGAAUCAAAUCCAAAGCCAAACCCGACCCCAUUAAUGUAAACUUAGUCGAGAGGCUACGCCGGCUGGGAUUGGUCAAGGUACUCCAGGGGGCGGAGCCGUUGUCGGAGGGCCUGGGGCGUCAGGACUCGGCCACCUUCCUAGCCACAGGCGGAGGCAGCCUAUUGGACGGCCUGCGGCGGAACCAGAGCCUCCCAGCUAUGAUUGGAGCGGCGCGGGGAAGCCCCUCCCACCAUCCGGGCCAGGCCCCACCUCAACCACCCACCUCCCUCGCCAUCGCCCCGCCCCUCUGGGGCAACCUGAAGGGGCAGCGCUCUGUCCGCGCUAGGCCCGCCUCCACCUCCCACGCCCCACCCCAUUCACUCAAACGCUGAAGAAGUUAUGACACUACAGGGAGGCAGGGUUUGGAGGGGAGCCAGCACUGAACAGAACCAUUUGGGCCCACACCCUCUUUCCCCCCUCCAUCCCUCCCUGCCUCACUCCUUCUCCGCAUCUCUUUUAGACUGAUAUUCAGCGAAGAAAAGGGAAACAAGUGGGAAUAAAAGACCCUCUUCUUUUUUUAUAAAUUCUUUUUAAAAGCACAAUAUUGUUAAAAAUGGAAAUUUGCAUUAAUGCCACGGUAUGUAUGCCAUUUUCAAAGAAUUAGCUUGACAGCAAAGGGCUUUAUUAGCUGUUAUUAGCCUUGCCUGCCUUCCCCCUCCAGCCCUCUAGGGGCGCUGUAGCUAGAUGUUCUCCCUGCUCUCUUCCGCUCUGCUCCUGCUACAGUAGUUAUUCAUCUGUGAGGCUCUGGAUGCUCAAAAGAUGGGAAGAUGACAGAGGGAAUAAGUAAGUUGAUGAGGGCUUGAGAAUGUUAUAGGGAUGGGGAAGAAGAGAAAAAGAGGAAGUGGCAGAAUGGAUUUUGACUGUGGUGUCAAGGAGAGGAAGAACAAGCAAGAGAAAGAGAUGAGGGAGAGAGACGAGGAGGACAGAGAUGAGGGGGAUGAGAGAAGAGCAGUGUGAAGAGAGAGCUUGAGCCUCCAGAGCCUCACUGUCUAGGGGCUGGUUGUUCUGUAGUUUGAAAAGCUUUCUAAAGUUCAUUUUUAAAAGCAGUAGAGCAGUUUGUCAUGUAUAUACGCUAGCUAGCCUCGCUACGCCCCUUAGCUUCUCUUAGGAACCAGGCUGGUGCCCAUGCACCUUACUACUGCCAUCCCGUUGCUAGGGAACUACAAUCUAGCCUUCCCAGUGUUACUACUAACACAAUGAUCCUUUUGCUUUGCUGUCGUCAGGGGCAACUCUCUCUGUGCAUUGUAAUAGGCUACAACCAGUGUCUGAAAUGCAUGGUGUGUCCUGAAAACGACACACUUCUUUGCCUACAGGUCCCAGCAUGCAGCUGGCCCUCUGAGGGUGGGUAGGGCCCAGCCGUGCAGCGUGAUUGGCUGUAGUGGUCUGACUGACAGGUCCGAGGCUGCUCCUCCUCAGGUCUCUCAUAAGGAAGAGGUUGUAAAGCCUUAAAGGAGAAGCCUGUUUGUUCUGUUUGGGUGUUUUUUGCUUUAAAGCCAUGUGUAUAUUUUAUUAGACACUUAGUGGGAUCGGUAGGUUUUGUUUGGGAUGCCGUUAGCCUGGUCCCAGAUCUGUUUGUGCGGUCUUGCCAUACCGCUAUUGUCAUUGUCAUGUUACAGCACAAACUGAUCUGGAACCAGGCUAGGAUGCAGAUGGGAUGGACUAUUCCUCAGCUUGUGGAGAUCUGAGAGGAUUUGAUUGGUAUAACCAAUAUGGUGAUACUUCCACCUAGCCUAUCAGAGGGCAAGGUAGAUUUAUUACCAAAUUGCUUACACCUGUGAAAUCCUGACAGACUCGCCCCUGGUACAAGAGGUUUGGUCCCAAACGGGGAGCCAUCAGCAUCCUAGGUAGUAGUGGGUGUACUAUGUUUUAAUCCAGGUUAGCUCUGAGUCUCAUCUAAUGCAUGGUUCACUACUACUGUGGUUAUGGUCUUAAAAGGUACUCUAUUCACUCAGCGGCCAGUAGAGGGCAACAUGGUGUUGUGUGAUAUUGAACAGCUAUGAGACUAACGGUCUUUAGUACCUUCCCCUGUAAUGCUGUUUAUUUUAAAUCUGAAAGGACUUGAUGGGUAUAGCGGCAGAGCCUAAGCAAUAUGGGGAAAUUCCAGCUAGCCUAUCAGAGGUCAAGAUCAAACAAAUCCCAUAUUGUUUUUCCUUUCAGGUCUACUGGAGUGUGUAGUGGGGAGGGGCUAGACUAGAGCCUGGGUACCAGUCUGUGUUCUCAUUCCACUCCAGUGUUCACAUGACACAGAGUACAUGAAGUGGAAUGCUAGCUAAACAGGUUCUGUAUUUCAAGCUAGCUAGACUAGUGUGUGACCCUUUGACCCUGUGCCCUUUGACCCAUACUUGACCCCUGGUGUGACCCUCAGACGUCCCUGCUAUACCUCUUUUCUUACCGUCCGUCCGUCCAUCUGACCUAUCCCACUCAUGUACUGCACUUUUUAACCUGAUUUACAGAGAUCACUAGUUAGGAAAUAUUAUUAGUGACAAAUAUUGAUAUAUAGACUAGGUUAUAGCAUCAAAUACUGUAUUAUUAUCAAAGGUAAUAAGUUAUUUAUCAUUUCAUGUAGACAUUUAUUUUACUUUUUUUUUUGUGCCUCCAUUGUGUGAUGAACCAUUGAAAAGGGAAUCCAAGCUGUCAUGUAUUUAAAACUGUAUAUCAGUGCAAACCAAAACUCAUUUUUAAAUACAGUGAAAUGCUUUGUGUUGGCUUGUGUGUGUUGUAUUACCUAUGUAACCACGAGGAAAGAGCAUCAGUUUUAUACUAGGGUUUCUGCUAUGGGGGAGGUAUAGGAGGAGAGGGGUGAAGACACUGUUCGUUCUAUGACUCAUACCGUUGGCUCUAUUGAAUGUAGCUGAUGGGUGAUGGUCCUUAUGGGCUCUGUGUCGUUGGAAGUGUUCAUUAUUGGUUUUCGACCUGGCGCCUCUCCUCCAUGCUUCAUAAAAUACCCAAGAUUACCUUUUUGGUGCUUUUGUUUUAAUAAAGGACAUGAGAAAUGA
Messenger RNA from Salmo salar (Atlantic salmon), 6193 nucleotides. Lineage: Eukaryota; Metazoa; Chordata; Actinopteri; Salmoniformes; Salmonidae. The record is from RefSeq and is a predicted model, not a curated record.